Molecule: messenger RNA, 1368 nt
Organism: Daldinia childiae
Lineage: Eukaryota; Fungi; Ascomycota; Sordariomycetes; Xylariales; Hypoxylaceae
Product: Zinc finger MIZ domain-containing protein 2
Exons: 2
Coding region: 1-1368 (455 amino acids)
Biological process (GO): protein sumoylation
Molecular function (GO): zinc ion binding; SUMO ligase activity
Source: RefSeq, a predicted model, not a curated record
AUGGCGCCAGCAUCUCCACGGCCUAUUGCCCCUGCUUUGACAGGAAAUCAACUCCAGGGGCCUAAUUAUACUCGAUCGCUUUCGGAUCCCCGGGUGCAACAAAAAAUACCGUUUGCCGGUCAUGACGAUAACCUUGACCGUCUAAUUCCGGCGCCCGGUGUAACUAUCGAUCGGCGAGACUAUCCGUAUACUCAGUAUGACAGAAAUUCUGUUGCGAUGUCUCUUCAUCAGGUUCAUCUGAGAAGCCCGAAGCGAAUACCGCAAGAACAUGACCCGGGAAAGCUGGGAAGGUAUUAUCAAGCAAUCAAAGAGUUCACACUCCCCCCAGUGGCGAUCCCGCCUCAGUCAUAUUUAUAUGAGUUUCAUUUUGAGAUCCCGGAACAUCAGUUUAUUCAGCUAGUAAAGGAAGAGGAUAUACAAGGCGAACACUUGCCUGUAAGUUUAUUCUCCAGUGGAUCUCUACGUCUCCGCGUUCGAUGCUGUCACAUGAAGAAGACGCAUACCUCUCUCAGCGACACUUGGGUCACUACUGAAACAACUUGGCCGCAACACAUUUUUAUGGAACUAAACAAUGAGGUCCUCAGUAUCCCUCGGAAGUCGCACUUUUCUAAAGAUUUACCAAUUGAGGCUUCCUGGGCCGCUAUCGCAAACAAGAACAUACUCAAAGUCUCUAUUCCAAAGAUUAGUGAAAACAGGGAAGAACCUAAACCCGGUUGGGAAUUUUAUAUUGCAAUUGAGCUCAUUGAAAUUCUCAGUCACCGUGAUGUGCUUCAGAUGGUUAGAAUGCAUCAAGUACCAGCAGAUGCGACAAGAGAGGUAAUCAGGACUCGUCUCGUGGGAGCAAAUGGGUUCUCCCAACAGCCUGCGGACGAAGACGAACUUAUGAUGCUGAACGAAUUAUCUAUCGAUCUCAUAGAUCCUUUUUCCAGGGUUAUGAUUAAAGUACCCGUUCGUGGGAAGUCAUGCACGCACCUUGAGUGCUUUGAUCUCGAAACCUGGCUGAAUUCUCGGUUGGGUAAGAAAUCGUGCAACUGGUGUAACAACACUCCCGGAGGCUGUUCGAAAUGUCCCAACGAACCAUCUUUUGUAGACAAAUGGAAGUGUCCACUUUGCCUCGCCGAUGCGCGACCCUAUAGCCUCGUCAUUGAUGAGUUUCUUGUCCAAGUACGGUCGCAGCUGGAGCACCAGAAUUUAUUACAGGCGAAGUCGAUCCUUGUCUCCCCGGAUGGGACGUGGAAACCGAAGGAGCAACCAGCGGACGACGAUGGAGACGUUGAUAGUGAGGACGAUGGUAACAUAUCAACCGGAAGACUAUCCAAAGCACAUCAGCGCAUAGAAUCUGGAAUUGAAGUUAUCGAAAUUGAUUGA